This is a messenger RNA of Acanthosepion pharaonis, 591 nucleotides long. The record is from the annotation of a GenBank genome assembly. NCBI's taxonomy places the organism in Eukaryota, Metazoa, Mollusca, Cephalopoda, Sepiida, Sepiidae.
AUGUCAGUUUAUUCUUAUCUAUCUAUCUAUCUAUCUAUCUAUCUCAUUAUAUUCUUAUCUAUCUAUCUAUCUAUCUAUCUAUCUAUCUAUCUAUCUAUCUAUCUAUCUAUCUCAUUAUAUUCUUAUCUAUCUAUCUAUCUAUCUAUCUAUCUAUCUAUCUAUCUAUCUAUCUAUCUAUCUAUCUCAGUUUAUUCUUUUCUAUCUAUCUAUCUAUCUAUCUAUCUAUCUAUCUAUCUAUCAUUUGAAGCUUUUUCUAAAUUACAAACAAAUUUUCUUAUUUUGUAUUUUUACCAUUUCCCUUUCAUUCUUUCAUUCUUUCAAAUACUCUCUUUUUCUUUAUUUCUCUCUCUUUCUUUAAAAUACUUAUCAUUCAGUUUUACUCUUUAUUUUUUCUUUCUUUCCUUCUUUCAAUAUUUACUAAUCUCUUUUUAUUUCCAUUCAAAUAAUUUUUACUGUGUUAUACUCCUUUUUCUCUUUUUUUAUUUCAUUUUCAUUAAAAUACUUAUUGCUCUGUGUUAUCCUUUAUUUUUUCUUUCUUUUCUUUCAAUAUUUAUUACAUUCUUUUCUUCUUUUUUUCUUUCUUUUUUUUAA